Messenger RNA from Gamsiella multidivaricata, 1964 nucleotides. RefSeq names its product 2-isopropylmalate synthase. Lineage: Eukaryota; Fungi; Mortierellomycota; Mortierellomycetes; Mortierellales; Mortierellaceae. The record is from RefSeq and is a predicted model, not a curated record. Gene Ontology annotation, biological process: L-leucine biosynthetic process. Bases 195 to 1874 code for a protein of 559 amino acids. The transcript has 3 exons. Gene Ontology annotation, molecular function: 2-isopropylmalate synthase activity.
CACGUGAGAACUUACUCAUUUGAGUCUACAGAAGCAGUCCAUGGAGACCAGCCGAUCUCUAGGAAAGUUUUAUAUAAGGCCUCUUUUUGCUUCAGCUUUUCCUUUAUUCCUCAAUAUCCACUUGUCUCAACUGCAACUCUCCACUGCUAUCCCUCUCUUCCUCCACAGAUACCAAUUGUAUUAUCCAUAAAACCAUGACUCUCACUAACAAGGCAAACAAGGAGAAGCUGAUCAUCUUUGAUACAACUCUCAGAGACGGAGAGCAGUCUCCAGGAGUGACCCUCACAGUCAAUGAAAAAAUCGAGAUUGCGAAGCAGCUCUCUCGCCUCGGAGUCGAUGUCCUUGAAGCCGGUUUCCCUGUUGCAUCCCAGGGCGACUUUGAUGCAGUCCAGCGGAUCGCAAACGAGGUUGGCCAUCUUAUGGUCGGCCGAGAGGCUAUUGGCAAGCCCAUCACAAUCGCAGGUCUCGCCCGCGCUGUUCCCGCAGAUAUCCAACGUUGCUACGAUGCAAUCGUAACCGCGCCCCAGAAGCGCAUUCAUAUUUUCCUUGCCACCUCCGACAUUCACCUGGAACACAAAUUGAAGAUCUCGCGCGAAGAGUGCGUCACCCGUGCAGUCGCUUCAGUAUCGUUCGCUAAAUCCCUGAUCGACGACGUUGAGUUCUCACCCGAGGAUGCAGGAAGAAGCGAUCAGGACUUUUUGUGCAAAGUCCUCGGAGCUGUCAUCGAGGCCGGCGCUACCACUUUGAACAUCCCCGACACGGUCGGAUACAACAUGCCUGAGGAGUAUGGUGCCAUGAUCAAGUAUUUGAUUGCCAACACCAAGGGAUCGGACAAGGUCGUCUGGUCUGCGCACUGUCAUAACGAUCUUGGACUUGCCACUGCCAAUACCCUCUCAGGAAUCAACAAUGGAAUCCGUCAAGUCGAGGUGACGAUCAACGGCAUCGGAGAGCGUGCAGGAAACACUGCCAUGGAAGAGAUCGUCAUGGCUGUUCACACCCACCCCGACUUCUUCCCAGUAUAUCACACCAUCAACACCCCUCUGUUCUUCAGGAUUUCGCAGCUCGUAUCGUCCUUGUCUGGAAUGGUAGUACAGUCCAACAAGGCCAUCGUAGGCGCCAAUGCCUUCCUGCACGAGUCUGGAAUUCACCAGGACGGUGUCCUUAAGAACAAGACGACGUACGAGAUUAUCAGCCCAGAGACCGUUGGCGCCAAUACCAUCAACCUCGUUCUCGGCAAGCACUCUGGGCGCGCUGCCUUCCGCUCUCGCCUUCAGGACCUUGGAUUUGGCGAGUUGACCGAGGGGGAGUUCCAGACUGCCUUUAACAGCUUCAAGACUUUGGCCGACAACAAGAAGCGCGUUACGGAGCAGGAUCUGAUUGCGUUGUUGUCUGACCAGGUCUCAUCCUCUGCAGGAGACAAGGCUACAUGGGUGAUUAAGUCUCUCCAGGUCGUCUCCGGCACGUCCUUUGCUACUGCGACGGUUCAGCUUCAGAAUACGAUAACGGAGGAGGUCCACAUCGAUGCUGCCAUUGGCAAGUCUGGACCCAUCGAGGCCGUCUUCUCGGCGAUUCAGCGUUUGGUUGGCAAGAAUAUUCGUCUGCUCAAGUUUGAUAUUGCGGCCGUGGGUGAGGGUAUGGAUGCCUUGGGUCAGGUCUCGGUCAAGGUUGCGGAGAAGACCUCAGUAUCGGGCUCUGCUAGCGGUGAAGAGUCCCCUGUGCAGGAGACUGCUGAUGUGAACAAGAUCACCUACCAUGGCCAUGGUGCUGACUCUGACAUCAUCCAGGCUGCCGCUAAGGCAUACCUGAACGCCCUCAACCGCCUCGUUGCCACUGAGAAUGAGCGGAUUCAGGAAGAGCGCAAGGUGAAUGUUUAAGUCCCCGAUCGAGCUAGUGUCUGUGUAAUAGCGAUCAUGCUCAACGUGCAUGCCAUCCAAACUACAACAUUUACCUAAUAAAUCUCACUU